GUUGAGCCACAGUCACAGAUGACCCCCCAACUCAGACCCAUCUCUAUGCCCAGGCGCCACCCUUUCAGGCCCCUUUGAAUGUAUAAAAACCCUUUCAUGCAAAGUGUGUCCCUGUCCUUUUCCCACCAAGCCACCCUGUGACCCCCAGCCGGCUGCUGCCAGCUGCGCCACGUAAGCCUUCACCUCUACAUCCGGUUUUGAAUUCGAAUACAAGCACACACUACCCUGUCACACACAAUACGGGGCUGUCUCCGAACAUUGCUAACAACCGGGCAGUGUGUCAAACCACCUGAAACCUCCAUCCUGCCAAGUAUCAGCAUGCAAAGCAAAAGCACUACAAAGACAGAUUUGCAACCAAUUCAGAUGGUGUCCCUUCUAAGAGACCUGAAGCAUGCUGAUCAAUCGAGAUUGUGGGUUCUGGAGCCACUCCACUAAGAAAGAAUACAGCACACCAAAGAAGAGAGGAGUCUCUUGCAAGCUCUCUCUCAUUCGCGCAUGGAGAUAUGAGAAUGAAUGAACCGCAGCGAAAGAAAGAGCACACUGGAAAAACUCAACUCCCUAGUAACCAGGCGACUGCCUCGAGUGUCAUUCUAUUUCAGUGCAUUUGGGUUUCCCCUACUUGGGUCGCACUCAGAACACUUGUUGAAUGCACUUCUGACACUCUCUCCUCAAUUCCCUUGCACUCCGGAUGUUUCCGUACCCUCUGAACCUCUGCGAAAAAAUGCCUGCACGGGUCACUAGGCCAGGUGGCAUUGAGACUGACUCAUGCCUGAGUACGGUUAGUCAGCCCCGCUUUGUAAGCUCCGGUCCGUGCCAAAACUGGCAGCUGACAACUUGGCAACCAGGAUGUUCGGCAGGGUUCUUCUGUUUCACGACAGUACUCUGAAUCAAAAUAAAAGGGCAAUUUACGCCGCACCAGUCAUUUUUUCCUGUGCUGCAAGGGAC
Molecule: messenger RNA, 945 nt
Organism: Coccomyxa subellipsoidea C-169
Lineage: Eukaryota; Viridiplantae; Chlorophyta; Trebouxiophyceae; Coccomyxaceae
Exons: 1
Coding region: 514-741 (75 amino acids)
Source: RefSeq, a predicted model, not a curated record